Oppia nitens is the source of this 1695-nucleotide messenger RNA. RefSeq names its product meckelin-like. The annotation marks the transcript as partial. Gene Ontology annotation, biological process: cilium assembly. Gene Ontology annotation, cellular component: ciliary transition zone; MKS complex. NCBI's taxonomy places the organism in Eukaryota, Metazoa, Arthropoda, Arachnida, Sarcoptiformes, Oppiidae. The transcript is spliced from 4 exons. The record is from RefSeq and is a predicted model, not a curated record.
AAGGGAAACACAUUUCAAAUGAAAACAAAAUAAUUUUUUGACAUUUGUUUUGUCAUCAGAAGUGUUGUGUCCAUCACUUGUCGUCGACAACACCUAAGACUUUGAAUCAAUUUAGUUCAUCGCUAUAUAGUACUGAUGAUAUCAAUGGAUCAAAUGAAUAAAUCGAUGGCCAGUCAAUCGGUCAAUCAAUCGGUGGUCCAUUUGAUUGACAAUCCGAUGGGAAAAUUGGAUCUAUUCAUAACCAUCAGUGUCUUAUGUUAUGCAGCACUUCUUUGGUCAAUAUUCAGGACCUGGUGUUUCGCCAAAAGAAAUGGCAAGACUGCCAUCGAUCUCAUGAUUAUCAUUGACUUUAUAAUGAAUACCAUUGCUGUCAUCGCCAAUGUUUUCUUCAUUGCCAACGCUUUGGUCGCCGUUUAUAUCUUUAUGAUGUUCAAGAAGAAGACAAUGAUCAGACUCAACAAAGAUCAAGAAUAUUCACUAAUUAUUUACAUUAUCGUUGCAUUUGUCAUGAAAUCAAUUCAUUUGUUAUACAAACUUAUAACCAUUUCAACUGUUAAUAUAUUUUUCAUUGAUUGGGAAAGACCUAAAAAUCAAGAAAAGUCUUCGUUAGUCACUAUAACACAUCCUAAACAUUUGGCUAACGAUAGUCCAAUUGAUGACAAGUUAAUGACAAAUUCGGGUCAAAUAAGGCGAAAUUCUGGCCACAGAUUAAGUAUUAGCGGAUCUCUGGGCAGUCCGACAUCGAAAGCCGACAAACCGUUGAUUGAGUUUCCAAACGUAACCGUCUGGAGGACUAACUUUGUGGCCAAUGAAUGGAUGGAAUUAUGCGGACGAAGACGUCUCAGUUUAAGUGUUCACAUAUUACUAGUUAUUCUUGUUUUUGACUGGUUUGGUUUGGCAAACGUUGCCAUUUGUGAAUCGGAUAAUACCAUAACCAUUGAAAAAUCUGAUGAAUAUGUGCCUCAAGUUACUACCUGUAGGCUAGCUAUCGGUACUCUAGUGACCACUAUUUUAGCUUUAAUAAACAUAGUCAUCAAGAAAUUAGUUUAUGAAAAUCUAAUGCACAAUGAAUUGCAUCAAUUUGUUGAUUUAUGUUCAGUUUGUAAUAUAAGUGUGUUUGUAAUGCUAUACAAACGUUUUGGUUAUUACAUUCAUGGUUUGGCUGCUAACGGGAAAAGUGAUGUUAAUAUGGUUGAGAUGUAUGAACUGUUGGAACGGGAGGAGAACGACCUGUGCUCUAAACGUGGUCUUCUGCCAAAUUCAGAUCACCAAACAUUUGAGAUGUCACUGCCAUUAGCUAUUGAUGAACAUUAUCGACGAAUUCGUUCAAAUUUAUCCGGUUUUAUCAAAAUCACUGACAGAAUGCGUUCAUUUGGAUCGCAAACAUCCAAAAUUGAUAUCCAAAAGUUGAUUCCAACAUAUGUUUUGAUUAAUAAAUUUUUGUCCGGUUUUAUUGAACACAACUUUAAAGACGUUGAUUAUAUAGUACGGGAAAAGUCGACAUUUGAAUCUAUUUUAGACGCAGAGUUUGGUGAUACCAGAGAUAAAGGAAACUUUUAUAGUGAUAAUGGUCAUUCAUUUGAAGCCGUUCUCUACUAUGGUUUAGAGUCUACUUUAAUUUGUUUUGAAAUACUAUUAUUUUUGGUAAGCGACAUGUGUUAUCACAACUUUACUUUUUCAGCUAUUUUUACAUUU